AUUUAGUAGGAAAUCGAUAGUAACAUACUGGCAGUACUAGCAAUUUCUUUUCCGAGUUUUGUUGGGAGACACGUGCGUGAUUUACGCCGAAAACUCUAAAAUAAGUAAAAAUGAGUGAAGGAACCGCGACAAUUCGCACGCGCAAAUUCAUGACCAACAGAUUGUUGGCGCGCAAGCAGAUGGUUUGCGAUGUUCUGCACCCGGGCAAACCUACGGUCAGCAAGACCGAAAUCAGAGAAAAGCUGGCGAAAAUGUACAAGGUGACACCUGAUGUAGUUUUCGUGUUCGGUUUCAAGACGAACUUUGGAGGUGGCAAGUCAACUGGAUUCGCGUUGAUCUACGAUACCUUAGAUUUGGCUAAGAAAUUCGAGCCCAAACACAGGUUAGCCCGCCACGGAUUGUACGAAAAGAAGAGGCCAACUCGCAAACAGCGCAAGGAACGUAAGAACAGGAUGAAGAAGGUGCGUGGCACCAAGAAAUCGAAGGUCGGAGCGGCCGCCAAGAAGUAAUGACGGUUUAGGCUGUAAGUAAAUAAAAUCCAAAAAAAAUA
Messenger RNA from Plodia interpunctella (Indianmeal moth), 550 nucleotides. RefSeq names its product Ribosomal protein S24 (gene RpS24). Gene Ontology annotation, biological process: translation. Gene Ontology annotation, molecular function: structural constituent of ribosome. Lineage: Eukaryota; Metazoa; Arthropoda; Insecta; Lepidoptera; Pyralidae. Gene Ontology annotation, cellular component: ribosome. Bases 111 to 509 code for a protein of 132 amino acids. The record is from RefSeq and is a predicted model, not a curated record. The transcript is spliced from 2 exons.